GAGGAGGAGGGGGUCGCUUUGGGUGUUAGCAUUGGGAUCUCUCUUUUUAGCAGUGCUUUAACAGGUUUCUUGUUGAGUAAGGAGGCUGAGUUAUUGUAACGUCCAGUUUGGGGUUGUAUUAGAGGUGCUGGGUAACUCGGGGUAGUUGUUGCACACUGUCCCCAGCUUGACAGAGAUCUCUUUCUUUUGUGAAUCCGUGUUCAUUACCACUACAGAUUCCGAGCGAAGUGGAUUCCGUUUUUUUUUCAUAUUCCAGGUCUCUCCGCCUACCUCAUUCUUUCUCUCUCUCUCUCUCUCUCUCUCUCUCUCUCUCUCUUUGCUCUCCACCGAUCUUUCCCUCUUUCUCUGUUCGCUAUUUGCUUGUAUUAGCUCCGUGGGUGCUGCGUUUGGUAUCGGGCCAUUAUCCAGGGGGAGAUUCGCCACCCUGCUCGUAAAGUUAGCCCGACCAUACAUCUACAGCCUGAGAGAAGGGGAACGGCCUGUGCUGGGGCAUCGAGGAAUGAAGUGGAACUUUUCUGGCGGUCCUUUUGCUCUGUGAUUGUGCGUUGUGGCGAUUCUAGGCAAAUCAUCUCCCUUGAUUUUGUGCGAACGAGGGUGGAGAGGGGGGUCGGAGUGAGUGGACCCCUCUAUCAGGACAAUGUGCAUUUCCCAAACAAUUUAGAGUAUUCAUGAGGUUACGCAAAUGUGGAGGCACAAAAUUACCGUAAUCAAUUGAAGCGGCGAGCAUGCGUCCGUCCACAGUUCUGAUUACCCGGAGAUCAGCCUGAUGUGAAUGUUACAUAGAGAGGAGCUGUUAAAUUGCUGUUGAAUUUGGGUGAGAAGUCUAUGAUCAUUGGGCAAGUGAGUCUGCACAGAGAUAAUAGGGCAGAUCAGUGGACCAGGCAAGUGCUGGUGGCACAUUAGCUAUCUGACUUCGACUCCAAGCUGCUGUUUUACAGAAACACCAAACCUGUAUUACCCAGAAUAAGCAUUGUGUGUCCAUACUCAAAUAGUUAUUUCUUCUCAACAAGGAGAAAAAAAAGGAGAAAUCUUCGCAAAGGAUAAGAGACUAUGGAAGUCCGCUACAGCCAAGAAUCGGAGUCCGGAAUGUUGUUGAAGAAUGGACUAAAAGAGGGGAAAGAGGGAAAGGAUUCCCAAGGGAACAUUUCAAAAACUUUCCUGAAGGACCAGCAGGAGUCCUUCUCUCCAUCCGGACCGGUGGAAAACUGCGAAAAGAGCCGGACGAGCUCAGCAGAUCCUGAUUACUGCCGGAGGAUUCUAGUUCGGGAUGCCAAAGGUUCAAUUCGAGAGAUUAUUCUCCCCAAGGGUUUGGAUCUAGAUCGACCAAAGCGUACUAGGACCUCGUUCACAGCAGAACAGCUGUACAGACUGGAGAUGGAGUUUCAGCGGUGCCAGUAUGUUGUUGGACGAGAACGAACCGAACUUGCCCGACAACUUAACCUGUCUGAAACUCAGGUAAAGGUGUGGUUUCAGAAUCGUCGCACUAAGCAGAAGAAGGAUCAGGGCAAGGAUUCAGAGCUGCGCUCCGUGGUCUCUGAGACAGCCGCCACCUGCAGCGUCCUGCGUCUGCUGGAGCAGGGCCGGCUCCUCACUCCCCCAGGCCUGCCAGGGUUGCUGCCCCACUGCGGGAGCUCGUCGCUCACCUCAGCCCUGCGUGGGUCGUCCCUGGGCAUCACCGCUAAUGGAGGCUCCUCCAGCAGCAGUAGCAGCAGUGCCGCCAGCUCAGGCACAGCCGGGGGGAGCCCGCCGCUGCCGACGGUGACCAGUUCAGGGACAGUCACAGGGCUGCAGGGAUCUCCACCUGCCCAUGGGCUGUUUAGCUUUCCUAUGCCCUCUCUGCUCGGGUCAGUCGCCUCACGCAUCUCCUCCACCCCGCUCGGCAUGGCUGGGUCCCUCGCGGGGAACUUGCAGGAACUUUCUGCCCGCUAUCUGAGCUCGUCUGCAUUUGAACCCUACUCGCGGACCAAUGGCAAAGAAGCGUUAGACAAGAAAGUUUUGGAAUGAUCACUAGGGGCUUCUUUAUGCCCUUUUAUUAUUUUUAUUGUUGGUUUGAAAUUAAUUUGAGCUCUGAUUAUCUCUUUUUUUUAAUCACUUUCGCCCCCUUUUGUCUCAUCAGUGCUGUUGUGUUUUCAGUCUUGCGUUUUUUCAUGUCGUCAACCUGCACACUUGAUGCCUCUCAGAAUUGUAAAAAGGUGGAAAAAAUGAGGCUUUUCAGAGCAUUUUGCACUAAAUCAAAGUUUCUCCAAUUUGACACUAAUGAGAGCUUGAGGAAGGAAUGUAGCAAGACAUUAUGGAGGGGAAGAGAGAUGACAAUGGUUGCUGAGGAAAUAUCUUCGGGACACUUUUUUCCCACAUACUUUUUGGAGCUGGACAAUUAUAUUCAGAUUAAAAAUUAAUCAGAAAACUGAUGGGUUAAUAAAAAUAAAAUAAAAAAACAGUACAGAACAUAGACCCCUGAUAAAAACUGAACUCGUGGCAACAUACUUCAUGUUUUCAGUUCAAAGAGCGAUCUAAAUGUGUGAUUUUUACAUAGUGCCAUUUACCAAGUCCCAAAUAAUGAAAUAUAUAUUAUAUUUGGUUUCAUUUCCAAAGGUUAGCAUACAAUACGGUCAUACUGUGGCUUUCUAUAAACAAUUUGCUUACAGAGGUCAUGAAUUUGUCAUAUGAAGCUAUUCGAUCGGAUGUCUAUACCAUUUUGUAAUCGUUUGGUUAAACAUGUUCUUUUACUAAAUGGAAGGAAAAUGCUGUCGCACCGUUAAAUAGUCCAAUAGUCCUGUGUUCAUUGUUCUCUAAAUGGUUUCUGUGAGGGUGCUCCCCAAAACGAGUUUUGAAGGCAGUCUCAGUUUGUGAGUUUGUAUGUCUUAAAUAUGCACUUUUUCUCCUCUGUGUGUGUGUGUGUGUGUGUGUGCUGGUACUGAAGUUGUAGUCCUGGUUUCCAUGUUAAGGUGCGUGUUUAACUGAAAACCUUUCGAGAAAACUUGAGAUGUCAUUGCCUGAGAUUAAGCUCCGGAGGAUCUACGUGACCCUUGCAUUAUUGGACUAAAUGUGUUUGCUUUGAGGGGCAACCCCUCUACCAACGGCGCAAAGUUUUCCAGAAGAAUUUGAAGCCCUUUCUAUAAUCAAAGCUGAGACGAGGCAGAUCUCUGAGGAAAGAACAGGGUACGAUUACUGUAGUAUAAAUCAAGAAGAUUGAAUAGCUAAAAUUGUUAUUUUAUUGUAAAUUAUUCACUUCUGUAAUAAAUAGAUCAUUAGUAUAUCUGCAAAUAAUGAAAGAAUGAAUGUAUGGGGGGUGGGGUUCUGAUUGAACAGCCAAUCAAAGCUCUGGUGGUGUUAUUGUUAAAUAUCUUGAAGUUUGUGUAUCGUGGUAUGAGUGUGGAUAUAUAUUAUAUAUAACUAAAAAAAAUCUAAACAAAACAAAUCUCUUCAGUCUUUCAUUCCAUGUGUAAAUCGUAAAAGGCUUGAUGGUGUCUUUACGUGAUGUUCUCAGCAUCAGUGUAAAUCGUCCAAGGUCACUUAACACUGCCAGUUCUGUCUGCUCUAGUGAUGUUUGAGAGAUACACAGCCUUGCAUGAAUGAAUAUCUCUGAACAUCAUGGAAUGACAAAUCCUCUUACUGUUGAGGUAUUCAACCUAUAUGGUGUAUCAGAGUUUCAUUUAGACAGAAAUGUCUCCCAGAGUUACUACUUGUCUUGGUUUGUUGAUCAGUUCAAAUGUUUGAACUGUUUGGUUUAUGUAUAUUAUAUCAUUUUAAUUUGGACACAAGUUUUCUGUGGAUUUACAAUGCAGUUAAGAUUUUUAAAUUGUUAUAUUG
Molecule: messenger RNA, 3810 nt
Organism: Cyprinus carpio (common carp)
Lineage: Eukaryota; Metazoa; Chordata; Actinopteri; Cypriniformes; Cyprinidae
Product: ventral anterior homeobox 1
Biological process (GO): brain development; central nervous system development; regulation of DNA-templated transcription
Molecular function (GO): DNA-binding transcription factor activity, RNA polymerase II-specific; DNA binding
Source: RefSeq, a predicted model, not a curated record